UGCUAAUCAGGGCACUGAUGAUCAGUUCCCCUGAUUGUCAGUGUCAACAUCCCCUGUGGCACUGAUUAUCAGUGUGCCCUUAUGAUCAGUGUAGCCCCAUCAGUGCCACCUGUCAGUGUCCAUCAAUGCCACCUGUUAGUGCUCAUCAAUGUCACCUGCCAGUGCCCAUCAGUGCCACAUCAAUGCCACAUAUCAGUGCCUACCAUAGCACAUCAAUGCCACAUCAGUGCCCAUCUGAGCUGCCUUUCAGGGCCACCUAUCAGUGCCAGUCAGUGCCGCCUAUCAGUGAUGCAAAUCAGUGGCACCUAUUAAUACCAGUCAGUGCUGCCUAUCAGUGCCAGUCAGUG
Molecule: messenger RNA, 347 nt
Organism: Staurois parvus
Lineage: Eukaryota; Metazoa; Chordata; Amphibia; Anura; Ranidae
Source: the annotation of a GenBank genome assembly